GAAUAAUAUUGAGAAAUAGCAGGAGUUUGGAAUCCAGUAAGAGUCCAAUCUUCAGUAUCUCUGUUAUAUGAUCCAACCUCUCUGAGACUCUGAAAGUUUUGAUCUCUCCUCCUGGUGAAGCAGGGGCGGCAAGAACCUAAUACUUAGGAUAUUGUGGGGACAGAGAGGAAUACUGACUCCAGGUGGCCAGUGCAGUAGCAUAAAUGGUGAUGGUAGUGGUUAUAAUGGUCAUAGUAAUGAUGGCUGAACCGAAGAGUAACAUGCCAAUAAUUAUGAUACUACAGUUAAACUUCGGAACACACAGGUUUGUGUCAAAAGAAAAGAGAAUAACAUGUUUCAUCAUAUUUUAACCUUCACCGCACUUUGAACAGGCUGCUGAAUGACCUGAUCGUGUGCACCGUGAGAACAUCUCUGCUCCCUGUGAUCUCUUUACCAUAAGUUAAGACAGUGGAAAUGGGGAAUGGGACAACUGUCCAGGACUUUAUCCUGGAGGGAUUUCCUGCUGUCCAGCACCUGGGGAUCCUCCUCUUCUCAGUUCUCCUGCUGGCAUACCUGGCCUCCAUCACAGGAAAUGUAGUCAUCGUCUCCAUUGUCUGCACCAAUGCCCGUCUGAAAACCCCCAUGUACUUCUUCCUCGGCAUCUUCUCCUUCACUGAGUGUUGUUUUACCAGUACUGCCAUCCCUAAGUUGUUGGCUAUAUUUCUUUUAGGGAAACAAACAAUUUCCUUUGUCGCCUGUUUCAUACAAGCCUUUGUCUUUGUAUUUAUCGGGGCGUUUGGUUUUCUUCUCAUAGCUGUGAUGUCGGUGGACAGGUGUGUGGCUAUCUGCAGGCCUCUUCAUUACCCCACCAUCAUGAACCCGAGGACCUGCACCCUCCUAAUCAUGGCCUGCCUUACUACGACCUUCACCCUUAUCACUUGGGUGGUAGUGAAGGUAACCCAGUUAUCCUUCUGUGGCCCCCGUGUCAUCCCACACUUCUUCUGUGACCUCGGCCCUCUGAUCCGCCUCUCCUGCUCCGACACCAGCUCUGUGGAAACUCUGACUUUGGGUCUUGCUUUGCUUCUCCUUCUCUCGUCCCUCACUAUAACCAUCACUGCAUACAGCAGCAUAGUCGUCACGAUCGUGCGUCUCCCAUCAGCCAAGGAGAGACAGAAGGCUUUCUCCACCUGCUCCUCCCACCUCAUCGUCCUCUCGCUGAUGUUCGGCAGCUGUAUAUUUAUAUACGUGAAACCGAAGCAGUCAAGCAGGCUGGAAUCCAACAGAGAGGCUGCUCUCAUGAACACAGUGGUGACGCCGCUUCUGAACCCUGUCAUCUACACCCUGCGCAACAAGCAGGUCCACCAGGCUCUGAGAGAGACUGUGUGCAGAAUAAAAAUAUCAAGAUAAGAAAACAUUAUGUGUUCUUGGGGUGGAAACAAUCAGAAUUUUCCCCCCCAAUUUAGCAAGUGCACAAGCCUUAGCAUUUCAGAAUCACAGAAUUCACAUGCCUUCCAUGUAAAUAUCCCCAUAAAAUGCAGGUGUUUGUUAGCUCAUGCAUACACUUUAAUGCAGUGUGUGUGCCUAAUCCACCCUCCUUAUUCCACAUAUUUCUGGCAAUAGAUUUUUGUUUGUUUUUCGAGGCAGGGUUUCCCUGUGUAGUCCUAGCUGUCCUGGAACUUGCUCUAUGGACCAGAUUGGUCUCAAACUCACAAAGAUCUGCCUGACUCUGCCUCCUGAGUGAUGGAAUUAAAGGCAUGCACAACCACCACACAGCCUGGCAAUAGACUUUGAUUGCAAAAUCUAUUGAACUUUUUCAUUCAAGUGAUAGGAACUGCAUUUGAAUUUCUGAAAUGUAUUGAACUAUAUACCAUUUUAAUUGUGCUGUCUUCAAUUCAUUAGUACUUUUAGCAGAAAUAAUAAUUAUUUAGCAAUGAUGGUAAAAUUACUAAAAUAAUUAGUGAUUUUAUUUGAACUGAAGCUUUGAAAGUAUUAGUGGAAAUUACCAAUGCUUAGCCCUAUUCCCUCCAUGAAUAGUUGAAGGAAACAUGAUCACAGAAUCCUUUACCUUGUAAAAUAUGUGUUAUAGUGUACAUCAUCUCUAUUUCUCUUCUUAUAAUUUGGCUCAACUGUACAUGAAUGCCUCACUUCAAUGCUAAACUGAAAUACAUUAUCUGUGGUCUCAGUUCAUUCUCUAAAAUAUCAAAAUGGCUACUUCCUCCCACACCUGGCUAUAUUUUAUUACUUAUUUAUUUGUUAUUGAUUUCUAUGAUGAACCUGUUACUAAGAAAAAAUGUGUAUAAGCUGGCUGAAAGAGGUCACACUUAAAACUCAUUUAUAGGAGUUUCUUCAGAUUCAGGGGUGUAGAAUAUAAGUUAUUUACCUGCUUUGAGUUAUUAAUGAAAAUAAUUUAAACCAAUUAGACAUUGUUUUUCAUAGUAUAAUUGUGUUUGCAAUUACAGUUACCUUCUAAUUGAUAACCUACUAUAAACCCUGUUGCUCAGUUUUUAACUUUGCAUGCAUUUAGUCCCAAUUUCCAGGAUUUAAUAGGUCUGUCUUAUCUUCAGAAGAAAUACCUCUGAAAAGAUUAUGAUUCAUUAUUAUUUGUUUUUAAAUAAGAUAUCACUAUUGUGGGAGCCCAAAUUACUCAGGGUCAGAACCUGAGCUUGCUUUACUCAUCAGGGCUGCAUAAAGAGAUGAUUUGGCCACAGGCAUGUUUACUAGGUGUUUGGAAGGGUCUACACUUGGCUGUAUGGUGUGCUUUGAUCUUGCAAGGGGGAGAUCUUUUGUCUCUCCCCUUGUCAUAUUAUAAAAAUCCCUUUUGAAUAAACCUCUGGGCGGCUGGGUUUGGACCCAGCGCCCUCCUGAAGUUAUCCUGUGUCUGUCUUUCUUAUUGGUUUCUUUUAUCUUUCUAUCUAUCAUUUCCUCAUUCCUCUCUCCUCCACCCAAGAACCCUUUGAAAGGUGGGAGCAAGUGGGAGCUGGUCUUCCACAGUCUCCCACACACUAUGUGGUAGGUUUGGACUUUCACUCCUGAUUCUUCUGCUUUAGACACCUGAGUCGGGGGAUAACAGAAACAGGACACCUCACACAGAUCUUUUCUUUUAGCUGAACUAAAUCAUUUUACAACCACAAAUAAAAUUUUAUGAAAUUCCUUUAGGUUCAUGAUUGGCCUUUAAAGCCAUAAUUCAAAGUUCAUAUUUCACCCCAAACUCACAGGCACAGCCCAAACUCACAAACUCC
Molecule: messenger RNA, 3218 nt
Organism: Peromyscus californicus insignis
Lineage: Eukaryota; Metazoa; Chordata; Mammalia; Rodentia; Cricetidae
Product: olfactory receptor 6C75-like
Exons: 1
Coding region: 454-1386 (310 amino acids)
Biological process (GO): G protein-coupled receptor signaling pathway
Cellular component (GO): membrane
Molecular function (GO): olfactory receptor activity; G protein-coupled receptor activity
Source: RefSeq, a predicted model, not a curated record